Oikopleura dioica is the source of this 387-nucleotide messenger RNA. NCBI's taxonomy places the organism in Eukaryota, Metazoa, Chordata, Appendicularia, Copelata, Oikopleuridae. The record is from the annotation of a GenBank genome assembly.
AUGAGAAACAAACGAUUAUUCUGCAUCUUCUCGAGCGUGCUUUCUGUCGUCAGCGGAGCAUUUUCGAUCGUCGCAAUUUGUUUCUGGAUGGUCCGCUACGUCUUUGACUUUGAGAACACUCAUAAAGAAUUGAAAGCGGAAACUCUAACUGGAACGUUUGGAGUUUGGGGAGCAGACUUUAACGAACAGAAAUUAGAACCUGUUAUCUAUGCUGCUCUUGUUUUCGCGAUUCUAUUGAUAGUCAACGGAGUGCUAAUUUGGUGGAGCUCGAGAACAUAUCUCACUCAAAAGAGCCUUGAAAAGGCCACUGAAAGAAACUACCAAUCAAAUGAAAAUUUCAGAAAUCCUGCUUAUAUUCCCAGCUCUUUUGACAACAACGACUUAUAA